CUAGGCACUCGGCAUCGGCAGCUAGUUUUGUCUUAACGCUGUGGCUGUGUGGCCUGUGUGCGUGCAUGGUGAAUCUGGUGAUAUCAGGUUAAUGGUUGGGGAGAUCCGUUCCGUUAAUUAACGGCAAGAUGACGUUAUAUUUCUGGCACUAUAAAUAAGAGAGUCGGUGUGAAGUUAAAAUGUGUUUCAAUCCCCAUUUCUCUUCGGAACGUAAAAUCUGGAGCUGAGACAGCAAAGCUUCUCCGUCUUCCUACUUUCUAAACGAUCCACAAAUACCCGCCGAAAUUUUGCGGUGAAAUCGCCGGAAUCUCGCCGGUGUUUUUUCUCUGGCUAUUCGACCGUUUUUCUUCUAUGUUUUGCAGCGAUUUSAAAUGUAAAUCGAUUUAUCGUCGCUGCAGUGACGCGAUUGUGUUCUUUUCCUUGACUUAAAGACCGUUUUUCCUGUUUUGCACUGCUUCUCAAACUGCUGAAAGUAGAACAGAGCCGGAGCUGCAUUUUCAGAGGCGAAAUGGAAUAACGCUUAGUAAUUUUAAGUUGUUUGGAGGCUAUUCGUGGCCGAAAAUAGACGAAGUGUAGAAUAACCAAAACAGAGACCGUGAAAUGUGAAGAAGAAGACGAAGAGAGACUGUGAAGUGCCAACUAAAAGAGGUUACGUCUGUGUCCGUUCCUUUCUGCGGGCAAAUUCGUCAAACCAAUGCCUGUAGAUCCAAUCCUCGUCCAARGAAAAGAAAAGCUGAGAAGAAAAGAAGACCAAGGAGCUGUUCGAGACGACUGAGCUCCAAAACGAAGCUCUCCGUUUCAAAGGAGAAGGAAAAAGCUCGACCGUCGAAGGUGAGAGGGAAAGAGAAAACCUAAGUCCAAGAGGGAACAAAAAGAGGAAGAUCGAGUGGGAGAGAGAUGUUAACAUGUAUAGCGUGCUCGAAGCAACUGGACGAUGGGGAAGAAAGCGCGCGUGGCACUCCAAGUACGAAAGAAGCCGUCAAAAGUCUGACGGCGCAGAUUAAGGACAUGGCGUUAAAAUUUUCCGGCGCCUAUCGUCAGUGCAAGCCCUGCACGGGCUCCACCAGCUACAGGAAGGGCCAGCGGCCUUACCCGGACUUCGAUACGGCCUCGGAAGGGGUUCAGUACCCGUAUCUGCGGACUGGGAGCUCGAGUUCGACGCCCGCAUGGGAUUUUACCAACAGUAAUAAUAGGGAGAACCUUGCCAUGCAAUCAGACUCCAGGUUCAAAGGAAUGAUGUCAACCGUUGAUCGGACCUCUGGAGGACUAGAGUCGGUUUCAGCACGGUCUUGUGACGUGGUACUUGUUGAUGAGGAUGAGCCCAAGGAAUGGAUGGCCCAAGUGGAACCCGGAGUCCACAUCACCUUUGUUUCUCUCCCCCAGGGUGGCAAUGAUCUAAAGAGGAUCCGGUUCAGCCGAGAGAUGUUCAAUAAAUGGCAAGCUCAGAGAUGGUGGGGAGAGAACUAUGACCGGAUCAUGGAGCUCUACAAUGUUCAGAGAUUCAAUCGGCAAGCUCUUCCUACUCCUCCUAGGUCUGAGGAUGAGCAGAGAGAUUCGUCUUACUCAAGAAUGGGAUCCGCAAGGGAAAGCCCCAUCACUCCAUUAAGCAAAGAUAGGACACCAAGGAACUUUUAUAGGCCAUCUGGCAACAAAGGGUACUUCCCUUCGGAAUCACUAGACCACAGUGGCCAACACUAUGGCGCUGGGCCAAGUACCUACGUCUCAGGCUUAAGGGGUGAAACUUCUUCGGUGGAUGCUUCACGGACUACAACCUCAUCCAGAGACGAAGCCUCUGUUUCUAUUAGCAAUGCCAGUGAUCAGGAGAUAGAGUGGGUCGAGCAAGAUGAGCCUGGAGUCUACAUUACCAUCAGACAAUUGCCAGACGGCACCAGGGAGCUCCGGCGCGUCAGGUUCAGCCGUGAAAGGUUUGGGGAGGUGCACGCAAAAAUGUGGUGGGAAGAGAAUAGGGAAAGAAUACAAGCCCAAUACCUCUAAGUAAUAUCACAUAAAACAAACUGCAUUAAUAUUAGAUGGGAGAAUUGCAAUACGGUUACCUACAAUAUAUUUAUCUUGCUCGAUUGAUCCACCAUUCCUUCGAUACUUAACAGAAUGAGAUUUCUUUGUUUUACCAUGGCUGUGUUUGCUACCACCAUUUUGUAAAAUUUUUGGGUCUUGCUCUAUUUGUGAGUUACGGCCUUGUGGUAGAUGAGUUAGGUUGCUCUCUUGUUUGUCGAAGAGGUCUAUCUCUCUAAUUAUACAAUCAGAGUUUGUACUUUGUAACACACCUUUACAGAAUGAGAAAUGGAUUAGAUUCAUUGAUGGUGUAAGGAUGUUAUGAUCAUAGCCUAGAGUCCAGCUUAACGGCAGGCAAAUUGCAGUGCAAGAAUCACAUGGUUUCUUAUCUCUGCUCAGAAAAGUGGUCUAGAAAAUCUGGUCUCACCAGAAAGACAUUCAAAGGGUUCUUCUUAAUUUUGUUUUAGCAUCCCAGCAAGCAUGAAUGAAACAAGGGGGAAAGGAAGCAGUCCUUGAAGAAAUCAAGUGAUCGGCAUGUAGCUUCAAGUUCACAGUUGUGAAGGGUUAGGAAGAUGUGGUCACCCAUGUUCUCUUGUUAACACUAAACAAAAGCAGGUAGAAGGAGCUAUCUGAAUAACAUAAUCUGGUGUUUAUCAUUCAUUGCUGUCAAGCCCACAAAAACAUGCUUGCCUAGGAAGAGUAACAUCCAAUAAAAAUAUAUUCAAUUAGGCCCCAGUCAUACAUUAUACGAUUGCCAUGGUUUGAGUUUUGUUGUAUAUGAUUCAUACUUGGUCCAUAUCAAGAUUUAGGACUAUCUGAAUCAGGCAUGGCGAAAGGAUGCUAGCUGUAAGGCAUUGAAAAAGAAAAAGGAAAAAAUAGUUAUAAGAGAAAGCACUGAAGUAGUAGAAAGCCAGAAAGGUAAUUACUUAUUAGCACAAAUAAAUCAGAAGAAAGUCUGGAUUCAAAUCUUGAGUGAAAAAAAAAAAUGGGUACAAAUACAGUGCUGGACUUGACAUUUGACAUUAUCUUCAUGUCACAAACUAAUUGACUUCCUUAUGAUGGGGGACCAGGUGGAAUUUAGGAAGAAAGUACCUUAGUAGGACUCUAAAAUCGGGCUCUCCGUCUCCCCUUGCUUGUAUUUUAAGGCCCUUUUUAAAGGGGCUUUCUAUGUUAUUGUAAAGGCCUUUUCCAAAGGAGGAUUUUAUUGGAUAGAUAGCAAUUGAAGUGGCGUUAUCUCCAAGGUCUAGGCGACAUAUAUAUAAACUGGGAGACCGACCGGAGAGUCUCCAGAUUGCAGGGGUCUCCAUGACAAUGCUGACAAAAGGGUGCACAUGUGUGAUGAAGACCUAAGCAGAAUCUUCUCAGUCAGGUACUCAGGUCUUCUUUUUAUGCUUGGUGGGGAGAGUACAGUCUAGGGGUGAUCAUUUCACCCUGGCCCGGAAAUUUUGGACUUGGGCCUCAGUUUUGUGUUCAGCCCCGGUUCAGGCCUGGGUCCAUAUUAGGCCCACAAAUUUUAGGGUUGGGUUUGGGCUUAAUACCUCAAGUCCAGCUCGGGCCGUAUGUAUA
Nelumbo nucifera (sacred lotus) is the source of this 3579-nucleotide messenger RNA. RefSeq names its product DZC (Disease resistance/zinc finger/chromosome condensation-like region) domain containing protein (gene BRX). The record is from RefSeq and is a predicted model, not a curated record. NCBI's taxonomy places the organism in Eukaryota, Viridiplantae, Streptophyta, Magnoliopsida, Proteales, Nelumbonaceae.